Cryphonectria parasitica EP155 is the source of this 1278-nucleotide messenger RNA. RefSeq names its product PLP-dependent transferase. Bases 1 to 1278 code for a protein of 425 amino acids. Gene Ontology annotation, cellular component: cytoplasm; mitochondrion. Gene Ontology annotation, biological process: biosynthetic process. The transcript is spliced from 4 exons. Gene Ontology annotation, molecular function: L-kynurenine:2-oxoglutarate transaminase activity; pyridoxal phosphate binding. NCBI's taxonomy places the organism in Eukaryota, Fungi, Ascomycota, Sordariomycetes, Diaporthales, Cryphonectriaceae. The record is from RefSeq and is a predicted model, not a curated record.
AUGUCUGGGAGCGGGAAGAUGAAGCCUGCGGCUCGGGUCGCUGGGCGGAGGCAGGAUGUUUGGUCCAUCAUCAAUGAGGCCGCUGCCGCCUCACCUAUCAAGCCCAUCGUCAACAUGGGCCAGGGAUUUUUCGGCUACAACCCGCCCGAGUUCAUCCUCAACGCGGCCAAGGAAGCUCUGAACCAAGUGGACUGCAACCAGUACUCCCCGACCAAGGGGCGGCCUCGCCUCAAGAAAGCCAUCGCGGAUGCAUACUCGCCGCACUGGGGUCGGCAGCUUGACCCGGACACAGAAGUCACCAUCACCACCGGGGCAAAUGAGGGCAUGCUCAGCGCCUUUAUGGCGUUCAUCGAGCCGGGCGACGAGGUCAUCAUCUUCGAACCCUUCUUUGACCAAUACAUUUCCAACAUCGAGAUGCCUGGUGGCAAGAUCGUUUACGUGCCAUUGCACCCUCCCAAGACAGGUGCCACGAAGACUUCGUCUGCCGCGGAGUGGACAAUCGAUUUUGAUGAGCUGGAGAAGGCUGUCACGCCUCGCACCAAGAUGAUGGUGCUCAACACGCCUCACAACCCUGUCGGCAAGGUCUUCUCCAAGGAGGAACUGCAAAAGAUCGCCGACAUCUGUCUCAAGAACGAGAUCAUCAUUCUCUCUGAUGAGGUCUACGAUAGGCUGUACUACGUGCCCUUCACUCGUAUCGCGACCCUGUCUCCCGAGGUGGAGAAGAUCACGUUGACCGUCGGUUCGGCGGGCAAGAACUUCUACGCUACUGGAUGGCGGGUAGGCUGGUUGAUGGGACCGGCCGAGCUCCUUCAGUAUGUCUCUGCAGCCCACACUCGGAUUUGCUACUCGUCUGUCUCGCCGUUGCAGGAAGCCUGUGCGGUUGGCUUUGAGCAGGCCGAGGCAGAAGGCUUCUGGGAUGAGUGCAUUGCGGACAUGAAGGGGCGCAUGGCACGCUUUAAUGCCGUGUUUGACGAGCUCGGCCUGCCCUAUUCUGAGCCUGAGGGAGGCUACUUCGUCAUGGCCAACAUGGCCAAGGUCAAGGUGCCUGAGGAUUACUCAUUCCCUCCGCACGUGGCCAGCCGACCACGCGAUUUCAAGCUGGCAUGGUUCCUCAUCCACGAAGUUGGUGUGGCUGCCAUCCCGCCGACCGAGUUCUACACCGAGCAAAACUCUCACAUUGCCGAAGAUUACAUUCGGUUCGCAGUGUGCAAACCGGAUGAUGUGCUCGAGUUGGCCAAGGAGAGGCUGAGGGGGCUGAGAAAGUACAUCCAGGACUGA